AUGGGUCGUAAAUCCUCCUCUACGGCGGUCACUAAACCCUCCUCCGCCUCUGCCUCUGCGCCUGCAGGGUCGUCAGGAAAUUCAUCGACGCAAAAGUCUUCUGUGCUCAGAUCUGCCUUUACGCCCUCGAGUUUCCAAUUACACCUGUUCGCCUCGGUGAUUCAGAGCUUCAAUUCCCACCAACUGCGCAUUCAUGACACAGACACCGGCCGCCUACGUUGCCAACACGAGACCACAUCUGGUUCGAGAAUCACCUGCCUCGAAUGGGGAUACUAUGGUGUUGCAUUCCGCGAACAACACCAAUCAUCCCCGACAAAGAAACGUAAGAGAGAUCAGAACAAUGUCACGGGUGCAGUGAUUGCCUAUGGGACCAACACCUCGGAGGUGUGCAUGUUCUCGCCUGCGGAAGGCAAAGUUGUGGGCAUUCUCUCUGGUGUCCAUGAAAGAGGUGUCAAAGACUUCAAAUUUUCCCCCUCGGACUACAUGGAGGCCUGGAGUAUAGGUGGGGAUGGAAGAUUGGUGCAAUGGGAUCUCAGCACUAAUCAGCCUAAACGAACGAUAAACCUUCCAGAUCCUGCUAUUAGUGUCCUCGCCAGCCCGUCGCAAAAUCUUCCUCAGAUCCUCUGUGCAUCUGCUACCCCAUUCGCAAUUGAAGUCAAGUCCUCGGACGACUUCCGGAUAGACCAGUACGACUCCUUCAAAAACACAGUCCAUUCACUCGUCAGGUCUACCUCGGGAGAUGCAACGCUUUCCGAACACUUUAUUGCGGCGGACUCCGACAGAUACCUCAAUGUGUAUGACAUUCCACAUAAAAGGUUGGUACGGACCCUGGUGGCCGGAGCUGGUGUUAUGGAGGUCGACUUGUCGAGCCCGUCGCAGGAGACUUCGGAGGUCUUGAACCAACAGAUCCUCUGUGCCGUUCUGAAAGAUGGAUCUGUCGAGUUGUUCCCUCGGCCUUUCGGACAACCGCCGCAGGUCAACGGAGACUUGAAGUCCAGUCGGAAAAACCUGACGCAGAAGGCGUCGGCCUCGGUCCAACUGGUCAACCCUGGUUCCAAUGGCAAGCAUGUCCCUGUGGUCGCGGCCUCUUUGAGGGGCCCUGAUCUCGUCAUUGCCUCCGCGGAUGGUGGUGUAGAUCUUGCUUUCCAGAAGAUCAGAUGGCAAGAUGAAGGCAAUGGAGAGUUGCUGUUUGACGGCGUGAAAGAAGUCGUCAAGGUCAAAAGCGCCUCUACGUUAAGCAGUGCGACCUUGAACGGUGUCAAAAGUAUAGGCAAGUCCCACGUUGACGAAUCAAAAGCCGUUGUUGUCAAUGGUGCUGCUGGAGGACCUGUGUCCAAUACAAUUGAAAUCUCAAGCAGCGACAGUGAAGAAGCAGCCGACGAUGAUCAAGAGGAGCAUUCUGAUGAGGACGGCGCUCAAGACGGAAGUGAGGAAAGGGAGGACGAGGUUGCCGAUGAGUCUUCGAACGAAGAAUCAGACGAAGAGGUGGGUGAAGCUCCCGGUGCAGGUGCCGACACGAAGGCCGCAGAAGACGAGGAGAUGAGUGACGGCGAAGAGCCCACGUUUGGUGAACUGCUGUCCUCCAAGCAUCCGAACGAGAUCUCUAUCGCCUCCGCUCUUCCUGACGCCGCUGCUUCGACCUUGACGAUAAAGAACGGCCAGCCGGUCGUUCCCUCGGGCAUGUCCCUUGGCACCGUCCUCACUCAAGCGCUGAAGACCAACGAUCAGAGUCUUCUUGAGGCAUGUCUCCAUACGCUGGACAUCAACAUCGUCAAGAACACUAUUCAGCGCCUCGACAGCAGCCUUGCCGGUAUCUUGUUGUCUAAACUGGCAGAGCGCCUCGCCAGUCGCCCUGGCCGCUACGGCCACCUCAUCACUUGGGUGCAAUGGACAUGUAUCGCUCAUGGCGGCGCCAUUGCCGCGCAACCAGAUGUCACCACCAAAAUCCGUACGUUGUACCAAGUCUUGACCCAACGCUCCAAGACCCUGGACAACCUCCUGCUCCUGAAAGGAAAAUUGGACAUGCUCGAUGCACAGUUGUCCUACAGAAAGCAACUCGCGGCACAGAAAUCGGGGAGACGCGACGAUCAAGAUGAGCCCGGCAUAGUUUACAUCGAGGGUGCCGAUAAUUGGGACAGCGAGGACGAUCUCGACGAGGCGAUCGAGCGUCCCGUGAAACGCGCCAAGGCGAAGGGCAAAGCUGUAAAGAAGUCCUUGGAAGAUCUCAUUGCGGAUGGAAAUGGAGAUGCGGACAGUCAAGAGGACAUUGAGAUGCUUGAAGAUGACGCCGAGGAGUCGGAUGAGGAUGACGACGAGAGUGAAGAGGAUGAGGAUGAGGAUGAAGAUGGGCCAGCGGUCAACGGCCAGCGCGGCAUUUUGGUCGACGACAAAGCCGAAGUCUCCAGUGCCGAAGACUCCGACCCAGAUGACAAUGGCGACGGAGUCCAAGAGGACUUGUCAUCGGAUGAUGUAUCUUCUUCGGGUUCAGAUGACGAAAGUGGCGAUGAGGACGACGAGGAGGAAGAGGAUUCGGAGAUGGACAGCUUCAUCAACGACGGAUCGAUUGAAUUCGACAAUGAAGAGGAUGGCGUGCACAUCCCGGGCGACAGCGAGCCUGAGGAUGAGCCGGUGCCGGAUGUCAACCGUCUCAGCAAAAAGUCCAAGAAGAAGGCCUGA
This is a messenger RNA of Capronia epimyces CBS 606.96, 2676 nucleotides long. RefSeq lists its product as uncharacterized. Gene Ontology annotation, molecular function: protein binding. The transcript is spliced from 2 exons. Gene Ontology annotation, cellular component: nucleolus. The coding region runs from base 1 to 2676 and encodes 891 amino acids. Lineage: Eukaryota; Fungi; Ascomycota; Eurotiomycetes; Chaetothyriales; Herpotrichiellaceae. The record is from RefSeq and is a predicted model, not a curated record. Gene Ontology annotation, biological process: maturation of SSU-rRNA from tricistronic rRNA transcript (SSU-rRNA, 5.8S rRNA, LSU-rRNA).